AUGAUCUCACGACGGGCACCCACUGGGGUCCUUGCCCUCGUCUGGAUCAUAUGUAGCAGCGUCUUCAUAACAGCGCACGCCGCUGUUGUCUGUACCAACACUACCACCACGACCAAAGUUCAGCUCGCCUCGGAUUUUCUAUUUUUGAUCGACAUCUCGGGAAGCAUGUGUCCAUACCAGACCGCGAUUGCGAACGGUCUGGGAAGUUUUAUCCAAAACCUUGCCUCUCAAGGCGUCAGUGCCCGCUACGGCAUUGUGACCUUUGGAGGUACACCAGGGCUCUACUUGCCCUUCACAAGCGAUCCAAACAUGGCUCAAACUGCCCUAACAAACUUGGGAUGCAACGGAGGAGGCCAAGAAGCAGGAUUGGAGGCUAUUCGAGUUAUCUUCAACAAUCCCAACGACUUGGGCUCCAAUUGCUAUAGUCAAUACAACGGCGCCUGCACUCUCACAUGGAGACCUUCAUCGCAAGCACAAAAGCAACUUAUUCUUGUUACCGAUGAGGACAGCGAUAUGCCAACGCUUUCGAACUACCUCUUGAGCGGCCAGUCUUCAAGCCAGUAUUACUGUGCUCAAAUGACUUCGCUGACGGCACAAUAUAUCAUCAACAACAAUGCUAUGGUCUCGAUCCUGGUCAAGUCAGACUACAAUGCCAACACCAAUGGUCCCAUAAGCACUUUCGAUCCCAACACCAGCGGCUAUUACCGCUACCUUGCAUCGCAGACAUCAUCGCCACCCGCAACGAGCACGAUUCAUACAUCGUUGGCUCAGUACGGCGAUCCUGGAUCAGCAGCACAAAACUCGGACUACAGCAACUACAAUCCAAGUCAGACGCUAGCAAAUCUUCAGGCAAAUGGGCUUUCGCAAUCUCUCCAGGCCUUGAUAUUGCAACGAGGAGGUUAUUUUUUUCAACCAAGUGGUGAAUUCGACGACAUGUGUAACCGUACCAGAUCCAUCCCCAUCUCCAAGUCCAUCUCCAUCUCCAAGUCCAUCUCCGUCUCCCUCACCCUCACCUUCACCUUCACCCUCACCCUCUCCAAGUCCCUCACCCUCACCAUCCCCUUCGCCAUCUCCAUCACCUUCGCCAUCUCCAUCACCUUCACCAUCUCCAUCACCUUCACCAUCUCCAUCACCUUCACCAUCUCCAUCACCUUCACCUUCCCCGAGUCCGUCCCCAUCGCCCUCUCCAAGUCCAUCUCCAUCUCCAUCUCCAUCUCCAAGUCCAUCUCCCUCUCCAUCUCCAUCUCCGUCACCGUCACCGUCUCCAAGUCCUUCACCAUCUCCAUCUCCAUCUCCUUCACCAUCUCCCAGUCCAUCCCCAUCUCCGUCUCCCUCACCAUCUCCCAGUCCGUCCCCAUCUCCCAGUCCGUCCCCAUCUCCAAGCCCUUCGCCAUCUCCUUCCCCGAGUCCGUCCCCAUCGCCCUCUCCAAGUCCAUCACCCAGUCCAAGUCCGUCCCCAUCUCCCUCACCAUCACCAUCUCCAUCUCCAUCGCCAUCUCCAUCCCCAUCUCCAUCCCCAUCCCCAUCUCCAUCACCUUCGCCAUCUCCAUCACCUUCACCAUCUCCAUCACCUUCACCUUCCCCGAGUCCGUCCCCAUCGCCCUCUCCAAGUCCAUCUCCAUCUCCAUCCCCAUCUCCAUCUCCAUCCCCAUCUCCGUCUCCCUCACCAUCUCCCAGUCCGUCCCCAUCUCCCAGUCCGUCCCCAUCUCCAAGCCCUUCGCCAUCUCCUUCCCCAAGUCCGUCCCCAUCGCCCUCACCUUCACCUUCACCCAGUCCAAGUCCGUCCCCAUCUCCAUCCCCAUCUCCAUCUCCAUCACCUUCACCAUCUCCAUCACCUUCACCAUCUCCAUCACCUUCACCAUCUCCAUCUCCAUCACCUUCACCUUCCCCGAGUCCGUCCCCAUCGCCCUCUCCAAGUCCAUCUCCAUCUCCAUCUCCAUCUCCAAGUCCAUCUCCCUCUCCAUCUCCAUCUCCGUCACCGUCACCGUCUCCAAGUCCUUCACCAUCUCCAUCUCCAUCUCCUUCACCAUCUCCCAGUCCAUCCCCAUCUCCGUCUCCCUCACCAUCUCCCAGUCCGUCCCCAUCUCCCAGUCCGUCCCCAUCUCCAAGCCCUUCGCCAUCUCCUUCCCCGAGUCCGUCCCCAUCGCCCUCUCCAUCUCCAUCUCCAUCUCCAUCUCCAUCUCCAUCUCCAUCUCCAUCUCCAUCUCCAUCACCUUCGCCAUCUCCAUCACCUUCACCAUCUCCGUCCCCAUCUCCAAGCCCUUCGCCAUCUCCUUCCCCGAGUCCGUCCCCAUCGCCCUCUCCAUCUCCAUCACCUUCACCAUCUCCGUCCCCAUCUCCAAGCCCUUCGCCAUCUCCAUCACCAUCUCCUUCACCAUCUCCCUCACCAUCGCCAUCUCCAAGUCCAUCACCCAGUCCAAGUCCGUCCCCAUCUCCAUCUCCCAGUCCAUCUCCAUCUCCCUCGCCAUCUCCGAGCCCUUCGCCAUCCCCGUCCCCAUCACCUUCCCCAAGUCCAUCUCCCUCACCAUCGCCAUCUCCGUCUCCGUCACCUUCUCCAAGUCCCUCACCCUCUCCAUCGCCAUCACCCUCGCCAUCACCCUCGCCAUCUCCGAGUCCCUCUCCAUCACCGUCACCCAGUCCAAGUCCGUCACCCUCUCCAUCGCCAUCCCCAUCACCCUCGCCAUCACCACCUCCCAGUCCAUCUCCAUCUCCAUCGCCUUCUCCAUCACCAAGUCCGUCUCCGUCUCCAUCGCCAAGUCCUUCCCCUUCACCUUCGCCCUCUCCAAGUCCAUCUCCAAGUCCGUCACCAUCUCCAUCUCCAUCUCCAUCUCCAUCUCCGUCUCCAUCUCCCUCUCCAAGUCCCUCACCCUCUGCAUCACCCUCACCAUCACCAUCCCCGAGUCCAUCGCCAUCGCCAUCGCCAUCUCCAUCUCCGUCUCCCUCACCUUCACCAUCACCGUCCCCAUCCCCCAGUCCGUCUCCAUCUCCAUCUCCAUCACCAAGCCCAUCUCCAUCACCAAGCCCAUCUCCCUCUCCUUCUCCAUCGCCGUCUCCAAGUCCUUCGCCAUCAGCAUCACCAUCUCCCUCUCCAAGUCCAUCUCCAUCUCCAUCACCAAGCCCAUCGCCGUCUCCAAGUCCCUCUCCGUCUCCAAGUCCCUCUCCGUCUCCAAGUCCCUCUCCGUCUCCAAGUCCCUCUCCGUCUCCAAGUCCCUCUCCGUCUCCAAGUCCCUCUCCGUCUCCAAGUCCCUCUCCGUCUCCAAGUCCCUCUCCGUCUCCAAGUCCCUCUCCGUCUCCGUCUCCCUCACCUUCUCCUUCACCCUCGCCCUCGCCCUCGCCCUCGUCAGCCCCAGCUCCUUCAAUCACCUCUAUCUCACUGGCGGAUACAGCCUCAUUGUUCGUGGUGACGUGGUUGUCAGCAAUGGUGCCAUUGGGGGGAGAAUCGCAGUCGGCGGAAGCAUCGUAUCCAACAACCUGGAUGUUGGUCGCUCCCUUUACGACGGCCAGUUUGGUUCGUGCGACCAAGUUACUGGCUUCCUCUCGCAGAACCAACUCCCGGUCUAUCUUGCCAACUCGGCGAUUGUCGAUCAGAGCGUCAACAAGUCGAUGGUGGACGCGCGAUUCUCGACCGACUCGGCCCUGACGGUAUCGAACGGCUAUUUUGCGAGCGGACAGAACGCCACCGAAUCAGUAUCGUUUGUAAGCUCAGGAUGCGGAUCGAUCUAUAACAAGACCGACUUCACCGCCACCUUCUCGUAUCUCUCGGCGCUCUCCUCAAGCCUCGCCGCCGUCUCGGCCAAUGUCCAGUCCUUCCUCAACGGAACCGACCUGACCCUUGAUCUCCGCAACGCCAACGCCUCCUCCAACGUGUUUGCCGCCUCGCUCUCGGCCGCAAAUCUGCAGCAGGCCCAGCGGAUCGUGCUUUUAGGCGAAGAUGUUCUGACCUCGUGUCCGUCGGCCACCCUGAUUAUCAACGUUGGCGGCACCAGUGUCUCGGUCGGCAGCUGCGACAUGUCGGUCCUGGAGCCGUAUCGCAGCCGAGUGAUCUUCAACCUUGUGGCGGCCACCAGCCUCCAGCUGGCCAACGUCGAGCUCCAAGGAAUGAUUCUGGCCCCGAGUGCUGAUGUGGCUUCGCCGUCGGGCGUCGUCUAUGGCAACGUCUAUGCCAACAGCUACAAGAACGACAUUGGGUCGACCCAGGCGGCCAUGACGAUCGAGUACCAGCCGUUUGUGGGCUGCAUCCCGACCGAGAGCGUUCCGACAUCGACGGGUCCGUCGAUCGGGGUGAUUACGGCGUCGGUGGUGGGCGGCGUCGCUGCCGUGGGAGCCGCUGGAGCUGCAGCAUUCUUCUAUCGACCGGGAUCGGUGUCGUCCAGCGUCAUGAACAGCGGCGUCGGCGACGCACUGUCGAAUGCCGCACGGGCCAAUCCGCUGUACGAAUCGCCAGGCGGCGUCUUUGACAAUCCGCUGUAUGUCGGGGCGUAGAGACUCUGGGUCGAACACCCUCCCCUCCUCGCUCUCUUUCUAUCCAACUCUUUGGUCUCUGUCGUUGCUCAGCUCUUUGCUGCAAUUAUUCCGCUGCAACAGCCAGGGCACCGUCAACUCUCCUCGUCAGCUCUCAUCGUCAACUCUCUUUUUCAACUCUCGGGACGCACCCGACUCUUGAAGCAUUCUCUU
Molecule: messenger RNA, 4674 nt
Organism: Polychytrium aggregatum
Lineage: Eukaryota; Fungi; Chytridiomycota; Chytridiomycetes; Polychytriales
Exons: 12
Coding region: 1-4482 (1493 amino acids)
Source: RefSeq, a predicted model, not a curated record